AUGGCCCGCUCUUCCGCCGCCGCCGUUCGCGCGGCGCAGCGGCUAAUUUCAUCCCCUGCCGCGUUGUCAACGCCUCUACUAUCACCCGCCGCGCUCGUGGCACCGCUAGUAGCGUCAGUUUCCCCUGUCGCUCUUUCGCCACCCUCGAUAUUAUUUCCUGGUGCGCAGCGGCGCAGUGAUUAUCGAGACGAUCUCUCGGCACUGCAAAGUUCGCUACUUCACGUUCCCACGUCAGCUCGCGCAGCCGCCGGCACGUCCCGUGCCUCCCUGGUUUUUAUAACCAGUGCCACGUGUCCGGCACCGUGGGUUGCCACGUCAUCCAGCUCUUUCGCCGCAUCUUUUUUCGCGGAUGAUUUUCCUGCCACGUGGCAGCCGAGGAGGGGCUACUCCGUGAAGGCAUCUUCGGUGGUGGUUCCACGUGGCGGUGACCAAUUAGUGCGGUUGGAUCACCUCACAGGGGACGACGAGGGCAUCGCUGUGGUGACUCUCAACCGUCCCGCGGCCCGCAACGCCAUCAGCAAGCAGCUGCUGGCAGAUAUGGUGCAUGCCAUGGCGGAAGUGAAGGGAGCCGGGGGAGCCAAGAAAGUGGAUGUAGUAGGGACAGCAGGGGGAGCAGGGCGGGCGGCUGGAGGAGGGAUGGCGGAGGGAUCAGGGGGAGCGGAAGGGGUGCAGGAGCAGACGGGGAAUGCAGCGGUGCGAGCUGUGAUUAUAAGGAGCGCACUGGAUGGAGUGUUUUGCGCAGGGGCAGACCUCAAGGAGCGCAAGGGCAUGACGCAGGAAGAGGCGGAAGCAUUUGUCAGCAGUCUCAGGGGAGCGUUCACCGACCUCGAGAACUUACCCGUGCCAACAGUGGCCGCAGUUGAGGGAGCAGCGCUGGGAGGGGGGCUCGAAAUGCUUUUAGCUUGUGACAUUAGAGUGGCAGGUUUCAAUGCACGGUUUGGCCUGCCAGAAACAUCGCUUGCAAUCAUUCCCGGGGCGGGUGGCACGCAGCGGCUACCACGCCUCAUCGGUGCAUCUCGGGCCAAGGAGCUCAUAUUCACGGCUCGGGUUGUGCGUGCAGAUGAGGCACUCUCACUGGGCAUUGUGAGCCACUGUGUGCCAGCAGGAACUGCAUACGAGACCGCCCUUCAAAUCGCAAGAACCAUCCAACGCAAUCACUUGUUAUUCGACGCACCCAUCAAAAGCUUCCUGCGGGAACAACUGAUGAUCCAGAAUCCGAUCGUUACGGAGUUAGAGGCUGAGGUGUGGGAGAGCGGGAUACGCUACGCGCCAAUUGAG
Closterium sp. Naga37s-1 is the source of this 1278-nucleotide messenger RNA. NCBI's taxonomy places the organism in Eukaryota, Viridiplantae, Streptophyta, Zygnematophyceae, Desmidiales, Closteriaceae. The record is from the annotation of a GenBank genome assembly.